Molecule: messenger RNA, 789 nt
Organism: Fonsecaea multimorphosa CBS 102226
Lineage: Eukaryota; Fungi; Ascomycota; Eurotiomycetes; Chaetothyriales; Herpotrichiellaceae
Exons: 1
Coding region: 1-789 (262 amino acids)
Molecular function (GO): oxidoreductase activity
Source: RefSeq, a predicted model, not a curated record
AUGUCUCUGAAAUACACCAACAAACUGCAGGGCAAGCGGGUGGUUAUUGUUGGCGGCACCAAUGGCAUUGGGUUCGCCGCUGCCGAAGCAGCUGUAGAAUAUGAUGCAAUUGUUGUCGUGGCAAGUUCCAAGCAGGAAAAGGUCGACAGGGCUGUUGAGAGAAUCCAGAAAACAUAUCCGGGCGCGGGAGAUCGGAUUCGCGGCAAAACCGUGGACUUGAGUUCGGCCGAUGUGGAGGAGCAGAUUGUGGCUCUUUUCGAGUUUGCGACCGACGGCGGCAAACACAAAUUGCAUCACGUUGCAGAGACAGCUGGUGGGACCUUUGGUGUAAUGCCUCUGGCCGACGUCAAGCCAGCGGGCAUUGCAGAAGUCUACAAGGUCAGAAUCACCGGCUGCACGAUGCUUGCAAAGGUGUCUAAGCGAUACCUCGAGAUCAGCCACACAUCUUCUUUCACAUUGACCAGUGGUGUGAGCGACGCCAAACCGACAGUUGGAUGGACGGUUAUGGCGCCCAUUGGGGCGGGCAAGAGAGGGUUGACGCAUGCCCUUGCCAACGAUAUGAAACCUGUCCGCGUCAAUUGCGUGUGCCCUGGAGCCGUCAAGACGGAACUGUUUGAUAGUUUGGGGGGGGAAGGACUGAAGCAAAUCUUGGACUUCUACACGACCAGGUCAUUGAUCAACACUAUUGGUGCCCCAGAGGACCUGGCCGAGUGUUAUAUUUGUGUCAUGAAGAACAACUUUAUGACGGGGCAGGAGAUCACUGCGGACGGGGGAUUUCUGCUGUGCUAG